Messenger RNA from Durotheca rogersii, 4869 nucleotides. RefSeq names its product transcription elongation factor Spt6. Bases 422 to 4687 code for a protein of 1421 amino acids. The record is from RefSeq and is a predicted model, not a curated record. Lineage: Eukaryota; Fungi; Ascomycota; Sordariomycetes; Xylariales; Xylariaceae. Gene Ontology annotation, biological process: mRNA transcription by RNA polymerase II; nucleosome organization; transcription elongation by RNA polymerase II. Gene Ontology annotation, molecular function: DNA binding; nucleosome binding; histone binding. Gene Ontology annotation, cellular component: transcription elongation factor complex. The transcript has 4 exons.
AGGCAUAUAGAGGUAGAGAUGGAAGAAGGUAUUCUAAUUCCAUUCUUGUCUUCCCGGUUGAAGAAGCGGGACUUGUUUUUCCAGUUCCGGCCGCACAUAUCCACACUUCAUAAAUGACUAUAUUGCAUUCUUACAUAUCUAGCCUCGGUAAUGCAUUACACGUUUAGUAGAAUUUCCUUGCCAACCUAUAUUCUGAGUUCCGUGUUUGUUCGGCGCGGCUCAUUCUUCUCAUCUUCCUCACUUUCUCUUCCAUCGGCGAGCUGUAACCUGCAGUAACUCGACCAGCUCCGCAUUUGAACGUCUGUAUCACCCGACCGCCAAAACUCCCAACCGCUCCCGCUGCAGGUUCUGUUCCCGUACGCGACCGUCGCAACGCGCCUCACUCCGCGCCUCGCCUCUCCUCACGUGGCGGGCCGUCAAGAUGAGCAACUCCAUGCGAGACCUGAUCGCCGGCGAGGCUGAGUUGGAUGACGAAGAGGACGACGACUCCUUUGAUGAAGAGACGGGCGAAACCCGGCAGCGAUCCAGAAACAAGAACCAGGAGAUGGACGACUCCAGCGAAGAGGAUGAUGAAGAUGAGGAUGAGGAAGAAGCCCGAAAGAUUCGGGAAGGUUUCAUCGUCGACGAGGACGAAGAUGAAGACGAGGACCAAGUCGAGGGCGAGGAUGAACGUCGCAAGCGAAGGAAGCGCAAGCGCCGCCAGGAACGCGAGGAAGAAGCACAGCUGGACGAGGAGGAUCUCGACUUGAUUGGCGAAUCCAUCCCCGAAUGGGAACGCAAGCAACCCUCGCAGGGCAAGUUCAAGAGGCUCAAGCGUGGCCACCGAGACGAUGACACCCGCGGAAACGAGCGACGCGGCCUUGAUGAAAUCUUUUCUGAAGAGGAUGAUGACCUCGUGGAUGAUCGACACUACGCCCGACCAAGCCACCGGGCCGCCGCCGAUGAAUUCGACGACUUCAUCGAGGAGGAUUUCCCCGAAGACGAAGAUGAACGCAUGCGCCAGAGGGAAGACAUGGAAGUCGCGCGCCCGCGAGACAAAGGGGUGAUUGGCCGCAUCGUCGAUCCGGCCGGCCUCGACAAGGAUGCCUUGGAGGACAUGGAAGCUAUCUUCGGAAAUGGCGAAGAUUACCAGUGGGCUCUAGAUGAAGAGGAAGAGGAGGAGGAGCGUCAACGAGAGGAGCAAACCCUCGAACUUAAAGACGUUUUCGAACCUUCACAGCUUGCAGAGAAGCUUCUGACAGACGAAGAUAACAGCAUCCGUUACCAAGACGAACCCGAGCGAUUCCAACUCGAUCGAAAACCAUUCAAGCAUCUGAAUAUACAAGGCGAGCAGCUCAAGGAGGAAACACAGUGGAUUGCCGACCUCAUGUGGCCGAAGAAGCAACUCUCCGGUGACUUGCAUGGCCCCUUUCAGAAAGCCGUUGGUAAGGUCCUCGAGUAUUUCGUCCUUGAGGACCUCGAGGUGCCUUACGUCUUCCAGCAUCGUAAGGACUAUCUCAUCCAUGCCCGCAAGAGCCGCAACCCGGAGCACCGCGACGAUCCGGAAGCGCCAGAGUAUAUCGUCAACGCAGAGAAACUGCUCACUCAAGAUGACCUUUGGCGUAUCUUGGAGUUGGACAUUAAAUUUCGAUCACUGUUCGACAAGCGCAGCACGCUUGAAAGGACUUACGAUAACUUGCGCGAAGCUGCUCAGGUGAGCGACGACAUGGUCCCGGAGCUGAUAAGCCAGGCUGUGACUAUGGAGGAACUGCAGGACCUGCAGGACUAUAUCAACUUCCAGUACGCGUCCCAGCUGAAGGAAAUUGCUGCCACGAAUGGUGUCAACAAGGGAACCAAACGGCCCGGCGCGAAAUCAUCCAUCUUCGAACGUAUUCGCAAGAGCGGCGCUUACAAGUUCGUUGAGGCCUACGGCAUCUCUCCCGACAGGCUAGCACAGAAUGCUCUACGCGAAGGCAAGAAGGUGAUAUCGGAUGACGUGCAAAGCUCACCGAUCGACUUGGCGGAUAGCCUGACUGACAGUGAUUUCCCUACGGGUGACCAAGUCUUGUAUGAGGCAAGACACAUGUACGCCGAAGAGCUAUUCAUGAGCCCACGGAUGCGAAAGCACGUUCGACGACACUUUUAUCUGAUGGGCGAAGUCAGCUGCCAUCGAACGGAGAAAGGUCUGAAGAGAAUUGACGAGUCUCAUCCGUAUUACGAGAUAAAGUACCUUAUCAAUCAGACGAUUAACGACCUCGCACGCCGGCCUGAACUGUUUCUGAAAAUGAUGAGGGCUGAAGAGGAGGGCUUGAUCGAGGUCAGGCUCCGGCUGCAGAACGAGCGCGAGUUCCGACGACUAUUGCACGUGGAAUUUGCCUCGGAUAAUUACAGCGAACUCGCCGACGCGUGGAAUGAAGAGCGCCUUAAGGUGCUCGAUUUAGCCUUCGCUAAGCUUGAGAGAGUGAUAGCCAAAGGAGUCAAGGAUUCGUUACGGACUGCAUGCCAAGAGGAGCUCCUGAAGCUCUGUCGGGAAGAGUAUUCGAAGCGACUCGACCAAGCACCAUACAAGCCGAAAGGUAUGGUGUUGGGUACCACACCUCGUGUCCUUGCUCUCUCCAAUGGCAUGGGUGACCCGAGCCGAGACCCAAUCUUCUGGGUCUGGGUCGAAGAGGACGGACGGGUCAUCGAGCAUGGCAAAUUCGGAAACUUGGCUCGCGACGAAAAGCAGAGGGACGCAUUUGUUGAUCUGAUCGAGCGCAGAAAGCCAGAUGUCAUAGGCGUCAGCGGUUUUUCGACAGAUACUCACCGCUUGGUCCGUGAUAUAGAAGGCCUCGUUAAUGAGAAGAACCUCACUGGCCCCGAAUUCCCGGACCCGGAUACCGAUGACUACCGCAGCGAGCUCCUCGAGGUCGUAGUCGUCAACGACGAGGUUGCGAGGCUUUACAAAGACAGUCCGCGAGCGCAGGCCAGCCACCCGACCUUGUCUGCCAACACGAGGUAUUGUGUUGCGCUCGCGAGGUAUCUCCAGAACCCGAUGAAGGAGUAUGCGGCGUUGGGUAAAGAUGUUACUUCGUUGCUAUUCAACCCGUGCCAGCAUCUUCUACCGCAGGAAAAACUGCUGAGACAUCUCGAGACGUCGAUGGUGGACAUGGUGAAUCUCUGCGGUGUCGAUAUCAACGAGGCGGUCAGCGACGCCAACACGGCCAACCUACUUCCUUACGUGGCCGGGUUAGGCCCUCGCAAAGCCACGAGUUUCCUCAAAGCCAUCAACACUAACGGUGGGGUGGUAACCUCGAGAGACGAACUUGUCGGCGAUCCAGACAACAACAAAUUGCCUGUCGUUGGUCCUCGAGUUUGGAACAAUUGCGCCAGUUUUCUUUAUAUCGAGUACGAUCCUACAAACCCCGCUUCGGAGCCGUUGGACAACACUCGUGUCCAUCCCGAAGAUUACGAACUUGGCCGCAAGAUGGCCGCAGAUGCUCUGGAGCUAGACGAAGAAGAUGUGAAGGCCGAGACUGACGAGAACGGAGCUGGUGCCAUAGUCCGCAAGCUGUUCCGGGAGGACGAACAAGAAAAAGUUAACGAGCUUAUCCUGGAGGAAUAUGCCGAACAAUUAGAGAAGAAUUACAACCAAAGAAAGCGCGCGACUUUGGAGACCAUCAGAGCCGAACUGCAGGCACCAUACGAGGAGCUCCGUAGGAACUUCAGCACCUUGAACCCUGACCAGAUAUUUGUCAUGUUUACCGGCGAAACCAAAGAUUCUCUCGCAGAAGGCAUGAUCGUCCCAGUAAAUAUCCGGGUGGUCAAAGACGACUUCGCUAUCGCUAAGCUGGAUUGCGGGAUCGAGGGUCGCAUCGAAGCGCACGAGGUCAGCCGAAGCAAUAUGUCCAUUCGCGACGCUAUUCAUGUGGGCCAAACCGUCCAAUCGAAGAUUGUCGAUCUCAACCGCAAGGAGUUCCUUGCAAAGCUCACCCUACGCGAGGACGCAUUACGGCGUCCCUACAAGAAGCACAGCGACCAUGACCGCGGAACCUGGGACGUGAGACUCGAGGAAGACGAUAAAGAUGCCCUGCGAGAGAAGGACAAGGCCACGGGUCGCACACAACGCGUUAUCAAACACCCUCUCUUUAAACCGUUCAACUCUACUCAGGCUGAGGAGUAUCUCGGCUCUCAGGCCUCGGGAGAUGUGAUCAUUCGGCCGUCUUCGAAAGGGAAUGACCAUCUCACCGUCACCUGGAAGGUCGCCGACGGCGUCUAUCAACACAUCGACGUCCUCGAGCUGCAGAAAGAGACGGAGUUUUCGGUCGGGAAGACGCUUCGAAUCGGCGGCAAAUACACGUACUCGGAUCUAGACGAGCUCAUCGUGGAGCACGUCAAAGCGAUGGCGAAGAAGGUUGACGAGCUUAUGGGACAUGAGAAGUUCAAGAAGGGAAGUGUCGCUGAUGCUGAAAAAUGGUUGACAUCGUACUCGGACGCCAACCCAACCCGCUCAAUCUACCUGUUCUGCAUCAACCCCAAACGGGCCGGAUACUUCUACCUGUGCUUCAAGGCUAGCAAAACAUCGCCGAUCAACAUGUGGGAUGUGAAGGUGGUGCCCCACGCAUUCGAGAUGAUGAAGAACCAGUAUCCCCACAUGCUCGCCCUAUGUAACGGCUUCAAGCUGCGAUUCAAUAGCGAAAUCAGCAAACUUCAACAGAUGAGGAGGUAGACAGGCACAGGGCCAGGGCGUUUAGCCAUUGACUAUCGUGCAUGUAUAUUAGCGGGUUAAUUAUGUAUGCUGGAUGAUCGCGUUGGAGUCACGAUAUCGCUACGGUUAAUGGCUGCCGGGAAUCACGCAUAUAGUCUUAGAGAGGUUCAAAAACGCACAGCAUCCCAUGCUUUUACGAAGAA